Molecule: messenger RNA, 419 nt
Organism: Rhodamnia argentea
Lineage: Eukaryota; Viridiplantae; Streptophyta; Magnoliopsida; Myrtales; Myrtaceae
Product: peroxisome biogenesis protein 1-like
Exons: 4
Coding region: 1-300 (99 amino acids)
Biological process (GO): protein import into peroxisome matrix
Cellular component (GO): cytosol; peroxisomal membrane
Molecular function (GO): ATP binding; ATP hydrolysis activity
Source: RefSeq, a predicted model, not a curated record
AUGGCAUUGAUUUUGUCAGCAAACUGGAGAAAUUUUGAAUAUUUGAUAGUAACGGCAUUUAGAAAAUUACAGGUUCCGGAUGUGUUCUCGAAGGCAGCAGCUGCAGCACCUUGCCUUCUCUUUUUCGACGAAUUUGAUUCCGUUGCUCCAAAGAGGUGGCAUGAUAAUGCAGGGGUCACCGAACCCGUCAUCAAUCAGUUUUUUACUGAAUCAGAUGGCAUUGAAGUUUUAACCGGUGUGUUUGUGUUUGUGGAAACGAGGAUAUGCUUUCAGAUGCACAGCUGCGAGCAGAGAGAGUGAUUAGCAUGGGAAAAAGCCAGUUAUAACAGAACCUCUUCUGAAGUUGGUCGCUUCAAAGGCGAGCUUGUCAAUCUCAGAUGACAAGGAGAGGCGACUCUGUUUUCACUCCUUGAAUUCUA